Geodia barretti is the source of this 213-nucleotide messenger RNA. Lineage: Eukaryota; Metazoa; Porifera; Demospongiae; Tetractinellida; Geodiidae. The record is from the annotation of a GenBank genome assembly.
AUGCGAGACCUCUCUUCUCGUCUGGUAAUGCGAGACCUCCUUCCAUCUGGACAGGAUUCGUACGGAAUCCUAGCAGGACUCACCGUGUCGCUGGCGCUCGUCCCGGAGGCGGUAGCAUUCGCUUUCGUAGCCGGAGUUGAUCCUCUAGUCGGCAUGUAUGCUGCGUUCAUCGUCGGGCUCAUCACAUCCUCACCGGCGGACGGCCAGGGAUGA